CAAUUAUGAAAGAUAAGGCUGUCAAUUUGUUUGUAAAUUUCCUGUUUGUCAAUAGAAUAUUUCUUUUCUGGAUUAAAAAUAAUAAUAAAACUUUAUAAACACAAAUUAUGGAAUCAUCCUCAACUUCCACCCAUACUGAACUCCUCCCGAGCCCGUCAACACAAACCCCGCCUAUAUUAAGACUUCGUUUGCAAAAGAAGAAACCUUCCAAAAAAGUGGUAUGGACCGAAGGAACCGUCGAUAACGAACAUAUGAACAAAAAGAAAUCAAAGUGUUGCUGCAUAUACAAGAAACCAUUGGUUUUUGGAGAGAGUUCCUCAGAGGAAGAAGAAGAAUGUGAACAUUGCUUUGGCCACCCAGAAAAGAGGAUUAAAAAUCAAAAAGAUGAUUUGGCAUCUCAUGCGUCGGAUGAAGCCAUGUGUUCCAAAUCAGACACGGGUUGUUCCACAUCAAAAAAGGACUAACUUUGAGGACAAGGCAAUGGUGUAAAGCAAAGGUUCUAAACAUAAACUUUUUUCAAAACUAACUGUUAACAAUUAAAUCAAUUCAUUAAGACAAGUCAAACUCUUAAAAUGAAAUAAAAAUUUACUGAAGUAAGAUUAUAAAUUAUUAAAUAAAUUAUAUGCACACAA
Eupeodes corollae is the source of this 632-nucleotide messenger RNA. RefSeq names its product E3 ubiquitin-protein ligase PPP1R11-like. The record is from RefSeq and is a predicted model, not a curated record. Bases 108 to 464 code for a protein of 118 amino acids. NCBI's taxonomy places the organism in Eukaryota, Metazoa, Arthropoda, Insecta, Diptera, Syrphidae. Gene Ontology annotation, molecular function: protein phosphatase 1 binding; protein serine/threonine phosphatase inhibitor activity. Gene Ontology annotation, cellular component: nucleus. The transcript has 4 exons.